This is a messenger RNA of Neltuma alba, 1377 nucleotides long. Its product is annotated as GDP-mannose transporter GONST1-like. NCBI's taxonomy places the organism in Eukaryota, Viridiplantae, Streptophyta, Magnoliopsida, Fabales, Fabaceae. The record is from RefSeq and is a predicted model, not a curated record.
UUGGACAAGAACCAAGAGAGAACUAUACCAAGUGGCAGGGUAGUUAAAGUUCACAAUCAAGCCUUACUGUCUGUUGCAUAUUGCUUAUCCUCGUGCAGCAUGAUAUUGAUUAACAAGUUUGUGCUUUCUAGUUAUGAUUUCAGUGCUGGGAUAUCGUUGAUGUUUUACCAGAAUUUCAUUUCAGUGAUUAUUGUUUCUGUGUUGAGCCUUCUGGGCCUAAUAUCAACAGAGCCCCUAACAUGGAGAUUGGUGAAGGUCUGGUUGCCAGUUAAUGUAAUAUUUGUUGGAAUGCUCAUUACAAGCAUGUAUAGUUUGAAAUUUAUUAACGUAGCUAUGGUGACUGUUCUGAAGAAUGUUACAAAUGUCAUAACUGCCCUUGGUGAAAUGUAUUUGUUCAAGAAGCAUCAUGACAACAGAGUUUGGGCUGCUCUAUUUUUAAUGAUCAUUUCAGCAGUAACCGGAGGGAUAACUGAUCUCACUUUUCAUGCAAUUGGCUACGCAUGGCAGAUAGUUAAUUGUUUCUUGACUGCAUCAUAUUCUUUGACUCUGCGCAAGGUCAUGGAUACUGCAAAGCAAGUUACAAAAUCUGGAAAUUUGAAUGAGUUUUCAAUGGUCUUGUUGAACAACACUCUUUCUUUGCCUCUGGGAUUGCUUCUGAUUUUUGUUUUCAAUGAGGUGGAUUAUCUCAUGAGAACACCACUUCUGAGAUUGCCUAGCUUUUGGUUAGUGAUGACCUUAAGUGGAUUUUUGGGGCUUGCGAUCAGCUUCACAUCCAUGUGGUUUCUUCAUCAGACAGGAGCUACGACUUACAGCCUGGUUGGUUCGCUAAAUAAGAUCCCUCUGUCAAUUGUUGGCAUCCUUCUCUUCAAAGUUCCCACUAGCUUGGAGAACUCUGCUAGCAUCUUCUUCGGUCUUCUGGCAGGAGUUAUUUUUGCAAGAGCCAAAAUGAGGGAGAAAUCUCAACCAUGAAAAACCCUAAAUUGCAUAAUGAUAACGUUUGCACCAGAGAGAACCCUUGUUCAUUUAUGGGAAAUUAUAUUUCUGAAUGAAGUGGAGGUUGAAAUCAUGCCUCUGAGAUACCAUCAAGAUAUACUAUCAGCUAAAUUGAUGGCCCUCUCUGUACAUGCAAUCACUUAAAUGGGGUUGAUUAAUGUACCCUUGUGCAUACAGGUACGGGACUGUGGUUUAACUUUUCUUUUUCACUGUGUGAAAAAAAUGGAGUGUGCAAGUUUCUGGUCCACGUUUUUGUGGAUCUUCUGGGGGGAUUGCAAUGAAUGACUCGCGUUGGGAGGAAAAAAAAUUGCCACAGCUUUUUCUCGGUCUGUUUCUGUAUAAUGUACCUACUUGUAUCCAUGUAUCAUCAAGAUUGGUUUAAUA